Paramecium sonneborni is the source of this 1290-nucleotide messenger RNA. NCBI's taxonomy places the organism in Eukaryota, Ciliophora, Oligohymenophorea, Peniculida, Parameciidae. The record is from the annotation of a GenBank genome assembly.
AUGAAUCAAGAUCUUAUAUAUACUUGCGAAAUAAGUAAUGCAAAAAACAAUUCAUCACGCCUUUUAUGUCUGUAUAACGAAAAGUUAAUAAUCGGCAGCACAAAAUUAAUUUAGAACAAAAAUGACCUUGCAUAGGAAUAAAGAGAUAGAUCUAUAGACCUGACUUCUUUUUCAACUACAAUAAGUUGGAUAUUUAAGUAAUAUAUAUAAAUUAAGGAGUAGAGAAAAAAUGGUUACAGGGUUUAAGGUUUCAUAUUAUUGUUGUGUUUCGAAUGCUUUAAAGUCCUUAACAUAUUUAGGCGAAGCACAAAAGAUGAAACAAUUUAAGAAAUUACUCGAUGGUAAAGCAUUGUACACUGAAUUUGACAAAGAUUAUUUAUUAUCAAGUUCUUUGGUAUAAAAAGAAGAUGUAGAAGUAUUAUUAUUAUUUAUUAAUUCAUAUAGAUCUCUAAAUAUUUGUAAAUUGAGACAGGAGAACUAAAAUUAGUUAAAAAAUUGAAAAUAAAGAUUAAUUAAUAAGUAUGAGUUUAUAAUUUAUUUAAGUCAAAACUCUAAGAGGAAAUAAAUAUUGUUUUGGCACUAAAUCAUUAAAAACAUAAAAGUCUUCUUUAGGUUGAUGAAAUUUAUAAGGAAUAAAAUGAGAUAAUAUUUAUUAUGAAGUACUGUUAAGGAGGAACUCUUUAUAAUUAUUUACUGAAAAGAAAUUAUUAAUUAGAUUUGGAUGAAAUCAAAUUGAUAAUGAAGAAACUUCUUAAAGGAGUGGAACACAUGCAUAAAUUAGGAAUUAUUCAUAGAGAUUUAAAAUUAGAUAAUAUACUUUUUGAAAAUGAAAAUGAUAUAAAAUCAAUUAAAAUAAUAGAUUUUGGAUUUGCAGUAGAAUUAGGCUAUUAAAAUUAAAUUAGAUGUGGCACACCUGGAUACAUGGCACCUGAAAUUUUAAAUUAAGAAGAUUAUGACGAAUUAAUUGAUAUUUAUAGUUUAGGAAGCAUAUUCCAUUCUCUAUUAUCAGGUCAAAAAUUGUAUCCAGAAUAUUAAGAUAAAGAUCAUUUAAUAUUCUUGAAUAAGUUAAAUAGAUAUAAAGUAUCUCCAAAAAUCAUGAAUAUUGAAUAAAGAUAACUCCUUCUUUUGAUGAUUGGACAUAAGAAGCAUCGACCUUCAGCUUCAUUUUGUCUGAACCAUUCAUUUUUCAAAAAGAAUAAUGAAAUAUUUCAUCCAAUAGAAAAUUAAGUAAGACAAUUAAGUUUUCCAACUCUAAAAAACCCUUUUAGGAAACAAUCUAUAAAGUGCUGA